AUGUCAUCCGCAUCACGAUCCGUGCCAUUUCAUCAGCUCGUCGAUGGCAUCCCGCGGUCUCCCUUCCUGGACCCAGCUUUAGUCCGUCAAGCACUUGCCUACAAGCCCCGCCAGGGGGACAUCGUCCUGGUGACUUACCCCAAGUCUGGAAGCCAUUGGGUUCAACAAAUCAUCCAGCUCAUCCUAAACCACGGCGAGAUCCAACUCCCGAUCUCGUCUGAGAUGGCAAAGCGAACUCCGCUUCUUGAGAACCAGGGCACAAGGUGGCUCGAUGACGUGCCUCCUCCACGAACCAUAAGGACCCAUCUCCAGAAGCUACGGGACAACUUCAGCGAAGAAGCCAAGUACAUCUACCUGGCGCGGAGCCCCUGGGACUGCUGCAUUUCCUUCUAUCACACCGUGAAAAGCCUACCGAAGUACCGCUUUCAAGACGGGACAUUCGAAAACUUCGUCGACGCCUUUCUGACAGAAGACUUUGGUUACGAUAACUAUUUCGAACACGUCUCGUGCGGCUACGAGCACAGGGAUCGUUCGAAUGUGUUCUUUUUGGCGUACGAGGAACUCAAGACAGAUACGUCCAACGUGGUACUAAGACUCGCCUAUUUCAUUGGCGAGGAUUACGGCAAGACAGUCGAGGAAAACGACGACGUGUUCGAACGUAUCUUGGAAAAGUGUAGCUUCGAGUACAUGAGGCGCGUCUUCGGCAUGGAUGCCAGCAGGUACGCGAAUGUUCUGACGAGUUACUGCGAUUUUCCUCAAAACUCCGCCGCCGAAGACGUCAGAGAGUCAACGGGACCUCUGUUCUCCGUCCGUAAGGGAAGGGCCAGGGGUUGGAGGGAUUACUACACGCACGAGCAGAUGCAGAGAAUGAGACUUCGACUGGAACAGACUUGCAAAAAUUUGUCAAAAAUUUGGGAACCAAAAUAA
Ixodes scapularis (black-legged tick) is the source of this 927-nucleotide messenger RNA. Its product is annotated as sulfotransferase ssu-1. The record is from RefSeq and is a predicted model, not a curated record. Lineage: Eukaryota; Metazoa; Arthropoda; Arachnida; Ixodida; Ixodidae. Gene Ontology annotation, biological process: sulfation. Gene Ontology annotation, molecular function: sulfotransferase activity. Bases 1 to 927 code for a protein of 308 amino acids. Gene Ontology annotation, cellular component: cytoplasm. The transcript has a single exon.